Messenger RNA from Limanda limanda (common dab), 7512 nucleotides. It is a transcript of the gene myo9b, whose product is annotated as myosin IXb. The record is from RefSeq and is a predicted model, not a curated record. Gene Ontology annotation, cellular component: myosin complex. Bases 363 to 5798 code for a protein of 1811 amino acids. The transcript is spliced from 40 exons. Gene Ontology annotation, biological process: intracellular signal transduction. Gene Ontology annotation, molecular function: microfilament motor activity; GTPase activator activity; ATP binding. NCBI's taxonomy places the organism in Eukaryota, Metazoa, Chordata, Actinopteri, Pleuronectiformes, Pleuronectidae.
UCUAGGAAGUAAAUUCUCGACCCGGGGCAGGAACGCGGUGGACACGUCAGAUUCCUCCACUUCUCUGAUAGAACUGUGAUUUCAAGGAAGUACUUAUUUCUCCCACGAAAUGCGUGUGAGCUCCUGGGAGGAGAUUUGAAACGGAGAGAGAAACAGUUUCCUGUCUCACCUUUUUCCUCUGGAGGCUCAGGUGAGGGAAGUUUUUCUCUGACUUGGUUUCACUGGAGCUGCAGGAACUCGUCUCCUCUCUCCUUCGCUGUCGUUGGGACUUUUCCAGCUCUUCAACAUGAAAUUAGCGGUUUGUGGAAGCUGCAGAGAGAUGUCACAGUGAGUUAUGCUGAAGCCUGCGUCCGUGUAUCAGGAUGAGCACUACAGACGGAGCCGGGGCCCCUGAGCAGGACGGAAGGGCCGUGGUCGUGCAGAUCUACCCCCGGGUGUCCCAGGAAACGGCCGUCUACUGUCCCCUGCAGGUGAGCGGCAGCGACAAUGCCAGGUCCGUCAUCCACAACGCUAUCGUCACCCUGGGCCUGGACUCCAGCCAGAGGUACUCCCUGCUGGAGGUCAGGGAGAGGGAUGGAGAAGAGAUGCCUCUGGAAGAGGGCGAAUUUCCUCUGGAGCGAGUCCUGCUGUGGCCAGCGCAGGCACAGAGGUGGCAUCCUCGGGGCCAGGGCCACUACUUCAUCCUGCAGCAGCAGGCAGUCGCCAUCGGAGGCGACCAAGAGAGCAGCACCGAGGACUAUGAUGACCUCUGCAACCUCCCAGCUGUGACUGACCAGAGUAUUCUGGAGGCCUUACGCCAACGCUUCUACAAGUUCAAAAUCUACACCUACGCCAGCAACAUCCUCAUCGCCAUCAAUCCCAAUAAGCUGCUUCCUGUUUACUACAACCCCAAGUAUAUCAAGAAGUACGAGAAGCAGCCACUGGGCAAACUAAGCCCUCAUAUAUUUGCGGUAGCAGACGUGGCCUUCCGCACCAUGCUGAGCCGGCAGGUCAACCAGUGCAUCGUCAUAUCUGGAGCAAUCGGCUCAGGGAAGACGGAGAGCAGCAGUUACCUCAUCCACUGCCUGACCGCGCUGGGCCAGAAGACCUACUCCACCGGGCUGGAGCGGACCAUCCUUGGGGCGGGACCGCUGCUGGAGGCUUUUGGCAACGCCAGGACUUCAGAGAAUAACAACUCCAGUCGCUUCGGGAAGUUCAUCCAGCUCCAGUACCUGGAGAGCGGUGUCAUCAGAGGGGCAGUUAUUGAGAAGUACCUACUUGAAAGGAGCCGCCUGGUGUCCAGAGAUAAGACGGAGAGGAACUACCACGUGUUCUACUAUCUGCUGGUGGGAGCGUCCAAAGACGAGCAGGAGGAGUUUCACCUGCUGAAGCCGCAGGAUUAUCUAUACCUCAAGCAGGUCUUCCUCAGUCUUAUAGAUGAUGAGGAGAAACUGGGGCAGGAGUACAAACGGCUCCAUCAGGCCAUGGAAAUGGUCGGCUUCCUGGCCUCCACCAAGAAACAAAUAUUUUCCACGCUCUCUGCCAUCCUCCACCUGGGCAAUGUGACGUACGCCCUGUCAGAGGACACUCAGGUCCUGGAGGUUGGAUCUGCUGAGGUCCUGUCGACACUGUCUGAGCUGCUCAAGGUGAAAGAAGAGAUGCUGGUGAAGACUUUGACCAAGAGGAGAGUCGUGACCACCAACGCCACCAUAAACUAUCCGUACACACUAGAAGAGGCCUCCAAAAUGCGGGACUCCAUGGCCAAGUCUCUGUACAGCGCUCUGUUUGACUGGAUCGUCCUUCACAUCAACCUGGCGAUGCUCAACAGACGGGACAUGGAGGACUCCGUCUCUUGUUUGUCCAUCGGUGUGUUGGACAUGUUUGGAUUCGAGAACCUCCACACAAACGGUUUUGAGCAGCUGUGCAUCAACUACACGAAUGAAAAGCUGCAGCAUUACAUCAACCAGAACAUCUUCAAGCUUAAGCAAGAGGAUUAUGUGUCGGAGGGCCUCACUUGGCAGAACAUUGAAUACAGCGACAACAGUGGCUGCAUCAAACUGAUCAGCCAGAAAUCAACUGGAAUCUUCGACCUGCUGCAGAACGAGGACGACCCCCCCGAGGCCACAGAUGAAACCCUGAUGCACCAGCUGAAGCAGCAGCAUCACAACAACCCCCUUUUUGUACCUUCUCCGAACACAAAGCUGACUUUUGCCAUCCGACACUUUGCUGGGACUGUUGAAUAUCACAUCCAGGACUUCAGAGAGAGGAACUCGGAGCACAUGCGUCCUGAAGUCGUGUCUCUGCUACGCAGCAGCGAGCGGUCCUUCCUGCAUCAGCUGGUUGCUUCCAGCCCAGAGGCGCUGUUCAGAUGGGGCGUCCUCCGAGCCACCAUCCGAAUCCUCUCCGUGUUCAAAAACCUGGGACGCCAGCGGGCAGACAAGAGCGUCAGACGGACCUCCCGCAAAUCCCUCAAAGAAAUCAGACAGCGCAACAGUAACAAGGACCGACUCUCCAGCCACAGCAUCACUCUGGACUUCUCCUUCGAUCGCUCUGACGAACAUCCCCUCGAUGUAUUCGAAGACAUCUUCAUCAGUUAUGAAAUGAGAAAGCGGAGGAGCAAAGGAGGUCGACAGAAACAGCUCAUUCCAAAGAAACUCAUGGAUUUUCGGUCACUCCAACAUAUUGUUGGUCUCACUGCGCACGACCGAACAAGCAAAUCCGUCUUCCACCCUCACAGGAGAGUGAUGCCUCUCACAGUCAGUUCUCAGCUGCAGGCUUCACUCAAAAAGCUGAUGGAGACGAUUGAAAAAGCUGAGCCUUUUUUCAUUUUCUGUCUUCGCUCCAACACUGAAAAGAAAGAGCUGCACUUUGACGAAGAACUCGUGCUGAAGCAAAUCCGGUACACAGACAUGCUGCAGAUGGUUCACAUCCAGAAGUCUGGCUACAGUGCUAGAUACACAUUCAUGGAGUUUGUGGAGAAGUUCAGGAUGUUAUUCCCAAAAGGAGCACGUGGAGCUCCUGAGCACAUAACUGCGCUGUUUGAGAAGAUGAAGCUCGACACGUCCACCUACCAAAUAGGAACAACCAAGGUUUUCCUCAAGGAAAAGGAGAGGCAGCUGCUCCAAGACACUCACAACAAAGAGGUGAUGCGUCGCCUCGUCAUUCUGCAGCGCUGGUUCCGGGCUUCUCUCAUACGACAGCACUUUCUGCAAAAGAAAGAUGCCACGCUUCUCAUUCAGAGGAGCUGGCGUGAGUUUUAUGAGAAUCAAAACCAAGCUGCGACCGUGAUCCAGACGGCGUGGAGGACUUCCCUGAAGAGGUCGAGUCAGCAGCAGGGGAAGGUCGAGGGGACGACUCGGCCUGGAAGGAACAGCAUGACAAAAAAAGAGUUCAAGAGGCAGCAAAAGGUGGAGCUGAGCCCCAACCGGACCCAGAAGCUCGACCCCGACAGCAACCAGUCGGCACCGAGGGACCAGAGCCGGGAGAAACGAGACGGCAGAGGAUCCCCCCCGACGCUCACCAGGCCCCACUCCUGCCCUCUGGACCCUAAAGUCCGCGUCGAGGAUUGCUCCACCAGCCCCUCCAGCAGCUCGCUUCAGCGCUACACAGACAUGGAGGGCUUCAAGGAGAAGGCCGAGAAGUGGAAGGAAAAAAAGAGUGAGGGCGAGUCGAGUCCAGAAACAUUCAGGCGAGAUGUACAGGCGGAUAGGGUGGAUGACUUUCACCGAAAAGGGAAAUCCAAGUCUGUCGAUGAACUGUCAAAGAUCAGCUCAUCAGGCUCCGAUAGUUCACCUACCGGCUGUGAGAUUUCAGCAGAACCUGAUGGGGCGAGGUUCAGCCUCCAGCCCAGGACCAGCAACGAGAUCUCACGACAACAGGUGUCGAACCAAUCGCAGCUCACCACUCCUGAGAAGAUCUGGUUUCUCAGCAGAUUCCUCAAGAAACGAGUACCGAAACUUUCCCCGAGCAGUGACUCUCCUACAGUCACCCUGCCCAGCUACACUCCACAUUCCUACCACAUGCCGAGCAACAACAGUGGGAGGCCCGAUCGAAACCCCACCAUUAAAAUCAGCCGCACCACCCGGUCGAUCGAGUGGAACACAUCUCUGGACCGAGAGAUCAGCGACACCAAGGAGCUACGACACCUGGACGAGUUUCUCGGAAACCAGGUCAACGAGCUCCGAACAAGAAUAAAAGAGCUGUCGCAAACAGAGAGCAUCUUCCUGACAGCCACCAUGCAGUUCAGAGAAACCAUCAAAGGCAUGUACUCGUUGGAGAAGCCGAAGAUUGCCUACAAAGAUCUGAUGAAAGGUUACCACAACAAGGUGAACACACUCGCUGGACCCGGAGGGGAGGCUAAAGUCUCCCUGGUGGUCAACCUGUUCCAGUCCGUGCUCGACGGCUUCAUCAGGGGCGAAAAGAAACGAGUCGAGUCCGAACCGCCGAAGGCGCCUAAAGGGACAAAGAAGAGGCGGAAAAAGGAAAAAUGUCUCGACAGUCCUCUGGAUCACCUGUUCAGCACCUACCAGGUAAACAUCAUGCAGUCAUGUGACUUGUGUGGCUCCUACAUCUGGGGGAUGGAGAAAGCGUACAUGUGCAGCGCCUGCAAAUUAAUAUGUCACAAGAAAUGCUUGGACAAAAUCAUCACAGAUUGCUCCACACGCUGCGCCAGACAGGAUGAAAACUUGCCCGGCUCCCUUCACUUUGGGGUGCAGGUGUGUGUCCUCACCAGUAAAGCCAACCCUGUGCCCAAGGUGGUGGAGAUGCUGCUGUUGUAUGUGGAGAUAAACGGCCUCUACACCGAGGGCAUCUACCGCAAGUCGGGCUCGGCCGUUCGAGCGAGGGAGCUUCACCAGAUCCUGGAGACCAAUCCUGAGUCAGCAUGUUUAGAGAACUACCCCAUCCACACCAUCACAGGUCUGCUUAAACGAUGGCUCAGAGAGCUGCCUGACCCCCUCUUGACCUAUUCCCUCUACAGUGACUUUCUCCAUGCUGCAGAGCUGCCUGAGAAGGAUGACAGAAUCCGGGCUGUGUACCAGAAGGUUGAUGAACUUCCUCCUGCUAAUCACAACACAUUGGAGCGGCUCAUCUUUCACCUCGUCAGGGUCGCAAAGGAAGAAGAGCACAACAAAAUGACGCCGACCUCUCUGGCUAUUGUGUUUGCCCCCUGCAUCCUGCGCUCUCCUGACUCUGACGACCCCUUCCUGGGUAUGAAGGACGUGUCCAAGACAACACAGUGUGUGGAGACGCUGAUCCGUGAGCAGUUCAGACGCUACAAUGAGAAGAUGCAGAAUAUCCAGGAGCUGGAAUAUGCCGAGGCCCUAGCUGUGAAUCAGCUGAAACUGAAGAGACAGAACACGGUUGUUGAAAACCCUUCAGAGCUGAAGGUUCCAGAGGCAAUCAACAUUGAUGAAACAGAGAUGACUCUCAUCGAAAGGAUCAAGUCCAUCAAGCAAGAAAAGGUGGACCUGGCCUGCAGGCUACCUGACCUUGAGCAGGAGAACUCCGACAACGACAAUCUGGACUCAUCGUCAUCUUUGAGCUCCGAGAGCCUCGAUGACCCUCUGGGGAGCCUGGAAUCGGAAGGAAAGGUGACCAUGCGAUUGAAAUCGCCGAAACCCGACUGCCCGGUGAAACCUCCUGACCUGGCACAGAGAGUCCGGAGCCUGAUGGCUCAGACCAACAAGUUCACACCGGGACGAGGGACAGGUGUUACCCAGUCCAUGGUAUUCCUGUCGAGCCCAGACAACCCCUCCGCCAACGGGAGCUUUAACAACCUGGACAUCCCUUACAUCGAUGAAGAUGAGGAUCUAACUUGAGCACAACACCACCACCACCAAUAUGUUAGAUUUUCUCAAGUUUGUGUUAACAGAAGUUGUGCACUUUGUUUUAAAGACUUUUCCAUUUGUCAGUGCUGCUAUGGAGACAAAGUGCUUUGAGGACUUAUUUGUAUUUAACGGAGAAACAGUUCCUUCCAGGUUUUUAAUCACAGAUCUGAAAAAGAACCAUCAGCAGGGUCUCAUUCUUGUGUAUCGCUGUAUGUGAUUUUAAACAUAUUUCAGAAUUGUACAGGACGCACGUUUUAGAAAAAGGUCCCUUUGAGCUGUGUAUCAUCUGUAGAGAAGAGAAGAGAAAUGUGACUAGGAGCAAUUUAGGAUUCAAGUACCUCCAUUAUUCACAGACCAUAUUCUGAGCUGACGACUGUGGUGCCAAUGGAUGUGGAGGAGUUGUUUGUGAAAAGAACAAAUAAGUGUACCAAAAAAAAGUUCUAAAAUUGUACAUAAAGUGAUUUUCCAUUGUACAGACUGUAAAAUUGUAUUUUGGGCAUUUGCUGAAUUAUUUGAAACUGAUCAGUUGAGUUUUUUGGGCUUUUCUUUAUACUGACUGCAGUGAGUGAUCCCUGAUUCAACGAACCUACAAAGAUGGUCGUACUGCUGUUAUCCAGACUGAAAAUGUACCCCUCUGUCUUUUUUAUUUCUUUUUCCAAGGCUGUGCAGUGUUCACUAAGUAAACACUUUGUCCAUACAUUAUUUUAUAUGCAUGCAUGUACAUUUUAUAGGGGUUUAGGAAUACUGUUUGUUGUGGUGGAUGUCUUCUAAUUUUGACUCUUGAUUCCCCAAAUGAAAUUCACUGACCAUUUUCCAAGUGUCACUACAUGAACUGAUAAUAAUAACUGCAAUCAAUAAUUCAUCCUUGACAUCAACAAGUGUUUUAAGAGUGUAUGUCAUAUUCUGGUCGGACAUUAGGAUGCAAGUACAUGGUAUCACCCUGACAAACACAUAAUGCACAAAUAAACAGUAAAUGGAAAUUGAAUUAAAUAGCAGAGCCCUAUUUAUAUAUCUAUUAUUUAGAAAAUUGACAAAACAAUUUUGGAAUAUGUUUAUUGGAAUUAAUGCUGUAAAUGUUGACAAGAGACACUGCAAAUAAGUCCAAAGGGAUGAAAUUAAAUCAAAUUAUCCAUAAAAACAAAACAUAAUAUUUAGGAAAAUAGGAUUUAUUGCAGUGCUGUUGACUGUUUAGACUGCACUUGUUUCAGUCAGGUGUUCCUAAUAAACUGACAACUGAGUUGAUGUUAUGGUGAUUUUAUGUUUCAAAGAUUUAUUGCAGAAAUGGGCCAAUGAUUACUAUGUACCUUUUUUUUUUUUUACAAUUCAAAUCCAGAAUGGAUGACUUUUACAUCUAGUAUAAAUAUUUCUACAGUGUGGAAUCACUACUUCAACUUGGAUGACAGAUCUGACUACCUCUCCCACCACUAAUGAAAAGUAGAUCAAGUAAGCACAGUGAAUACAGUAUUAUCGUUAAUGUCUGACAGGCAUCGUCAAGCAAAGCCCUUCUAAAAAUUAUUGGAUCCUUUUAUGUACAAAAUAGUCAUGUUUAAACUAUAACAACACUUUUGUUAUGAUACUGGAGGUUGAGAAGGUUGUGUUGGAUUUUAGUUCUGACGAUCCAAUGUUAAGUGAACAUCUUGGAAGGUUUGUUUUUGUUAUUUUUCUGAUGUGCUUUUUUUUCAAAUAAAGUUUUCUUUUGUCCUGA